AUGCGUUAUGAGUUCAACGCGGUAGGAGAGACGCAGGAGUCGCCUAGGUGGCAGGCGCAUAGCGCGCCAUUCCCAAGACGCACGCAUACAUGCGGUGCUCUGACUGCCGAGGAUGUGGACAGAACGGUUGUAUUGACUGGAUGGCUGGUGCCAAAGGGGAGAGUCAGCAAGAAACUCUCGUUCUUUGGACUGCGUGACUCCUACGGUACGACGCAACUAGUAGCAGAUGCAAGGUCAUGCAGUCCAGAACUCCUCGCUGCUAUGCGAGACGUGCCUGAGGAGUCCACUGUCCUGGUAGAGGGCCUCGUACGGCAGAGGCCUGAGUCCCAACGACGCGACAAUCCCGCAGGUCACGUUGAAGUGAUUGUCAAGUCGUUCACGCUGUUGAAUCCGGCAGACCGGAACAUGCCCUUCAUGCCGUUCGAUACUCAAAAUCUGGCAAAUGAAGAUCUCAGAUUGCGUUAUCGCUACCUCGACCUUCGUCGAACAGAGCUUACUACCAAUCUGAAGAAGCGAAGUGACGUAGCCUUCCUCGUUAGAUCAACGUUACAUGCCGAAGGGUUCACCGAGGUCGAGACCCCCAUGUUGUUGAAUUCGACUCCAGAAGGGGCGCGGGAAUACCUCGUCCCUACCCGCGUGAAGCAGUCCUCGUCGGACGGCCCCGCCCAGCCUAUGUUCUACGCGCUCUCUCAAUCGCCUCAGCAACCCAAACAGCUCUUGGUCGCAUCGGGUGCUGUUGACCGUUACUUCCAGCUCGCACGCUGUUUCAGGGACGAGGAUGGGCGGAAGGACAGACAGCCUGAGUUUACGCAGGUUGAUCUCGAGAUGGCUUGGGUUAGUUGGGGUCGCCCUCCAUCGAAUGAUGCUACGUCGCAGGACCCGUGGAGGAUAGGCGGUCAUGAGGUCCGAGAAGUUGUCGAAACGGUCAUUCGACGAAUAUGGCGCAAGACCGAAGGUAUAGAGCUUGAGAGUAGGUUCCGGGUGAUGACAUACGACGAAGCGAUGGGUAAGUAUGGCUCCGACAAACCCGACUUGAGGUUUGGACUGGAGAUACAAGACAUAACCCCCCGACUACGUGAACCUAUUCGCAGCGCACUAGAGGCUCGCGGCGAGAUCGUCGAGGUCCUCAGUGUCACCGCACAUCCAGACCAUGCACCAUUCCACCGUUCCUCACGAGAGGUAGAACUCCCGCCUGGAGUCGAGCGUCUCGAGGUGAAGAGCGGCGUAGACUCCAACUGGCUGAACCAGAGCCAGACAAUCCGCAGGAUCCUUCCAGGCUCCGAUCAUGUUCUUGACGCCUCCGACCUCAACGCCUCCCUGGGCCUGACCUCAGGCGGGUCGGUCUGGCUCGCCACGCGCAGUCGGCGUCCAGAAGGCGGGUGGACCCCACUUGGCCGCCUGCGCAUCGCACUCUCCGAAGCGGCCCAGCGCAGCGGCGACCUCGUGCUCAGCGACGACCCCAAGUUCCUUUGGGUGACGGAGUUCCCACUGUUCACGCGAGCAGACGAGGACAAGGAGUUCCUCGCGCACGGGCGGUGGAGCAGCUCGCACCACCCGUUCACUGCGCCGAUGUAUGAGGACAUCGAGAAGAUGUAUGCUGGGUGCAUCGAAGAGGUCCGCGGGCAACAUUAUGACCUUGUCCUGAAUGGGGUCGAGAUUGGCGGAGGGUCUGUCAGGGUGCACGAUGCCGCCGUGCAGGAGUAUAUAUUCAAAUAUGUCUUGCAGCUCGAUAAGAAGGAGAGAAUUUCCUUCAAUCACCUUCUGCACGCUCUACGGUGUGGUGCUCCCCCGCACGGAGGGUUUGCCUUUGGCUUCGACCGCUUGAUGGCUAUCCUCUGCAGGACCUCGUCGAUUCGGGACGUCAUCGCGUUUCCCAAAACCGCUGCCGGGACCGAUCUCCUUUUUAAGAGUCCCUCACCAUCCACAGCCGAAGUCCUCGCGCAAUACGCCCUCCGGCGACACUCUUAA
Dichomitus squalens LYAD-421 SS1 is the source of this 1968-nucleotide messenger RNA. RefSeq lists its product as uncharacterized. The record is from RefSeq and is a predicted model, not a curated record. Gene Ontology annotation, molecular function: aspartate-tRNA ligase activity; ATP binding; nucleic acid binding. Gene Ontology annotation, cellular component: mitochondrion; cytoplasm. Lineage: Eukaryota; Fungi; Basidiomycota; Agaricomycetes; Polyporales; Polyporaceae. Bases 1 to 1968 code for a protein of 655 amino acids. Gene Ontology annotation, biological process: aspartyl-tRNA aminoacylation. The transcript is spliced from 9 exons.